AUGUUUAAUACAAUAAAAACAAAUUUAAAAAAUAGUGUAAAAAAACCGAGUAGAAUUAUACAGCUUAACAAAAUUGAAAAUAAGAAACCAAUUUUGAAAACGUUACCAGUUUUUCAGUAUCCAGUAAGUAACGAAAGAGAUCACAGGGUAUAUGUUUGGGGUUUGGCAGAUCACGGUGCUCUUGGUACGUUAAAAUCAACAAUGUAUGAAAAUGGUGUUUCUUACAUUCCAAAGCCUAAAAGGUUAGCUUUUGGAGAGAAACAUGAUAUAACAAACAUAACUUGUGGUUAUGGUUUUACUGCUUUUGCUGUAAGAUCCAAUGAUCAAAAUAUUUUAUAUGGAAGUGGAAUCAAUACGGAUUCCCAGCUUGGUUUCGAUGAGAAGGAUAAAAAAUUCACUAAUGGCUUAAUAACUGAGCCAAGACCUAUUAAUUUACCAAUUAGAAGCUCUGCUAAAGUUCUAGAUAUAGCAGCUGGAAGGGCACAUUUAUUAGUAUUAACAAAUGAAGGUUUAUUCACAUUAGGAAACAAUGCAUAUGGACAGUGCGGUCGUCCUAUAAUAUUAAAUGAAAAAUAUCAGAAAAGUAGAGUUGUUUAUCAUAUACCUAAUAUUAAAGAAAAAAAGAUAAAAGCUGUAACAGCUGGUCAAGAUCAUAGCAUACUCUUGACAGAAUCUGGUGAAGUCUAUACUUUUGGUUGGGGUGCAGAUGGACAAACUGGAUUAGCACAUUACCGAAAUGAACAUAGGCCAAGUUUAGUAAAAGGAGAUUUAGCUGGGCAACAUAUUAUAAAAGUUGCAUGUGUUGCAGAUUGUGUAUUAGCACUCAGUGAUAAAGGAAAGGUAUUUGGUUGGGGUAAUUCUGAAUAUGCACAAUUGCUUCUGGAAGAUAAAAAUCAACAAGUAAAUAUAGCUACAGAGAUACGUGCAUUGGAACAGUUAGGUCAUAUUGUAGACAUUGCCUGUGGUGGUUGCUUCUGUAUGGUCCUAAACAAUGUAGGCGAUGUUUAUGUGUGGGGUUAUGGUAUUCUGGGUUUGGGUCCUGAAGUUCAGAAAGUACUACAACCGACCUUAAUUCCAUCUGUAUUAUUUGGAAAUAAUGCAUACCAGAAAAAUACAAAAGUAAUAAAAAUAUAUUGUGGCAUGAGUCAUCUUGCAGCUGUGAUCAAUACAGGUGAUAUGUAUAUGUGGGGUUGUAACAAAUUUGGAUCUUUAGGAUUAGGAGAUUGUAAAGAUCAAUACUUUCCAUUAAAGGUAAACAUAGGAGCACAAGUGAAAAAGGUUGCUUGUGGGAUAGAUCAUACAGUUACUCUUUGUAAACCUUUUGUUUGA
Messenger RNA from Eufriesea mexicana, 1329 nucleotides. Its product is annotated as Williams-Beuren syndrome chromosomal region 16 protein homolog. Gene Ontology annotation, biological process: positive regulation of mitochondrial translation. Gene Ontology annotation, molecular function: rRNA binding; guanyl-nucleotide exchange factor activity. Lineage: Eukaryota; Metazoa; Arthropoda; Insecta; Hymenoptera; Apidae. The coding region runs from base 1 to 1329 and encodes 442 amino acids. Gene Ontology annotation, cellular component: mitochondrial inner membrane. The transcript is spliced from 8 exons. The record is from RefSeq and is a predicted model, not a curated record.